Aureobasidium pullulans EXF-150 is the source of this 921-nucleotide messenger RNA. RefSeq lists its product as uncharacterized. Gene Ontology annotation, biological process: DNA alkylation repair; DNA repair. Gene Ontology annotation, molecular function: dioxygenase activity. The annotation marks the transcript as partial. Gene Ontology annotation, cellular component: nucleus. Lineage: Eukaryota; Fungi; Ascomycota; Dothideomycetes; Dothideales; Saccotheciaceae. The record is from RefSeq and is a predicted model, not a curated record. The transcript has a single exon.
GACAAGAUCGGAAGCGGCGAUUCAAGGAUAGUCUACGAUUUGCUGGACUCCGAGACCUCCAAGAUAGCUUUUCAGGAGCUGUUCUCCGAAGUCUACUGGCAGCGCAUGUACCAUGCCGCUGGCGAGGUGCCACGACUUGUCUGCUGCCAAGGCGAUAUCGACGAUGCGGAUGGCAGCAUGCCUGUGUACCGACACCCCUCAGACCAAUCUUUAUCUCUGCUGCACUGGAGUCCGGUCGUCUCAAAGAUCAAAGAAAGAGCUGAAGAAAGAGUCGGACAUAAACUGAAUCAUGCUUUGAUACAGCUGUACAGGAGUGGUCAGGAUCACAUCUCUGAGCACUCUGACAAGACUCUGGAUGUCGUGCCAGGAAGCAACAUCGUCAAUGUUUCGCUUGGUGCUCAACGUACCAUGAGGCUCCGCACGAAGCGUCCCACAACAUUCGAAGGAUCAGGUUCAAGUCCCGAUAAGCAACAGAGAUCUAUCGAUGCAAGUGCAGCAACCGAUACGCAGAUCAAACGAGAAUACGACCGCGCUCGCGUUACACAACGUAUCCCUAUGCCCCACAACAGCAUGUUCGUCAUGGGUCUGGACACGAAUGGAUCUUGGCUUCAUGGUAUCAUGCCAGAUAAGCGCCCAGCUGUUGAGCGCGUCCCUGCAGAGUCCGCUUAUGGCAACAUGCGCAUCUCCAUCACCUUCCGUCAUAUUGGUACAUUCCUCUCGGCCGACUCGAGAUUGAUCUGGGGUCAAGGUGCUGUCGGCAAGAACAAAUCGCAAGCAAGACAAACCAUCAAUGGCCACCCUGAGGAGAGUCAGAGACUGAUCAACGCCUUUGGCUUCGAGAACCAGGGUACAGCACCCGAUUGGAAUGCAGUCUAUGGCCUAGGCUUCGAUGUCCUGCACCUUAAAUCAGAGCUACCCGAG